CACUCCGCACCGUGCACUUCUCGGAAUACAGGCGCUGAGCCCCCGGAGGAGGAGAGGGCUGGUUCCGGGAGCCCCUCCCCUGGGGCGGGGCCAAAGCGUCCUCCCAGCCCGGCUUUGCAGAACAGAGAUCUGGUGUCUCCAGUUUACAGAAGCACUUGCAGAACUCAUCAGAAGCCACCCUGCUUAUCAGCAGAUUUCAAGAGAGCGUUCAGUGGAGGCCCUGAGUCUGCACAGUUCACCUCCCUGGGAACUGCUCGCCUGAGCAUUGGAGCCGGCGCUGGCCCCCUGCAGCCGAAAGGAGCCCCGGAGGCCCAGGACACAGCGGAAGGAACAGGAAGAGAAGAGUGUGGUCUACUAGAAAUCUAGCACUGGAGACACAAGGAAAAUUCUUCCAACAAUGGUCUCCCACUCAGAGCUAAGGAAGCUGUUCUACUCAGCAGAUGCUGUAUGUUUUGAUGUUGACAGCACCGUCAUUAGAGAAGAAGGAAUCGAUGAGCUAGCCAAAAUCUGUGGCGUUGAGGACGCGGUGUCAGAAAUGACACGGCGAGCCAUGGGCGGGGCAGUGCCUUUCAAAUCUGCUCUCACAGAGCGCUUAGCCCUCAUCCAGCCCUCCAGGGAGCAGGUGCAGAGACUCAUAGCAGAGCACCCCCCACACCUGACCCCCGGCAUAAGGGAGCUGGUAAGUCGCCUACAGGAGCGAAAUGUUCAGGUUUUCCUAAUAUCUGGUGGCUUUAGGAGUAUUGUAGAGCAUGUUGCUUCAAAGCUCAAUAUCCCAGGAACCAAUGUAUUUGCCAAUAGGCUGAAAUUCUACUUUAACGGUGAAUAUGCAGGUUUUGAUGAGACACAGCCAACAGCUGAAUCUGGUGGAAAAGGAAAAGUGAUUAAACUUUUAAAGGAAAAAUUUCAUUUUAAGAAAAUAAUCAUGAUUGGAGAUGGUGCCACAGACAUGGAAACCUGUCCUCCUGCUGUAUGUAUUAAGGAUGCUAAUAUUUUUGCAGGUUGUACUUUUGUUUUUUUAAUAUAUUUAUUUAUUAUUUCUUUAUUUUUUUUUUGAGACGGAGU
This is a messenger RNA of Macaca mulatta (Rhesus monkey), 1062 nucleotides long. RefSeq names its product phosphoserine phosphatase. Gene Ontology annotation, cellular component: cytoplasm. Gene Ontology annotation, molecular function: L-phosphoserine phosphatase activity; magnesium ion binding. The record is from RefSeq and is a predicted model, not a curated record. Gene Ontology annotation, biological process: L-serine biosynthetic process; dephosphorylation. Lineage: Eukaryota; Metazoa; Chordata; Mammalia; Primates; Cercopithecidae.